AUGAUGAUACAACGAUGGAGUCGGCCACCCCUAUCAUGUCGGCCUUGUCGCGAGAAGAAGCGUCGGGACAUCCAAUGUGAAUAUGGCCGACAAGGCCAAUCCGAGGAGCACCCGGGAGAGCGUGGAAUAAUACAAGCAACUUCCACUACUAUUGGAUCAAGCCAGACAGCUGCUGCCCUGUCAACGACCCGGUCCACCCCAUCGCCGGAACCUGCUCCCUGUGAUGCCAAGGAGAUGAUUGAUCGAAUUCGUAAAUUAGAAGAAGAGGUCUUCAACAAGCCAAACACUACCGUCCCGUUGACAUCAGUGGCAGCGGGGAUACGCCCAGAGCAUAGCACGAGAAACGGGAACAGCGGUACAAUCACCCGUGCGAGGUCCCUUCUUCUCCCAGAUGGUACACCGUUUGGAUCCCACAGGCUUUCGACCUCAUCGGAUGAUUCCUCCCAAGAUAGGGCCCGUGUGGCGCAUCUAGUCGCACAGCUGCCUCCGCUAGGACAAGCCAGGGAGUUGUUCGACCAUUUCUCUCUUGCUUUACAUCCCACUUUCGUGGUUCUCCAUCUACCGUCCACCCGGGUUUUGAUGGAGGAGACAUAUCAUAGCAUCGUCCAAGGCGAUGACGAGCCUUGCAUCGCCAAGCUGCUCAUGCUUUUCACCAUAUUCGCUGGUGCUGCACUGACCUGGACAUCCCAGAUCUUGGAAAGACUGCGUUCCACACCAGAAGAAGCGAAGGCGGCCUUCACGGCAUACACCCGUCUGGCUAUAUCUAUCCUGGAUAACGUUCAUCGACCAAUAGCUCCAUCGACUAUCGCUCUGGCAGCCAUUACUACUCUAGCCCAUGUGGUCGCUAACGCGGACGGCUUUCCCGUCAAAGUCCAUUGGCUUCGGAGUCGGUGCCUUUCGAUGGCACGCAUGAUGCAAAUUGAUCGCCUUGACAUGGUCACGAGUCGUGAGGAACGAAGACUCAAGGGAUGCGACAUGAUCGAAAUCGAAGUCCAGAGACGGAUUUGGUGGCAUAUGGUGGCCUCGGAUUGGCUAGAUGCAUUCUCAGGAGGUCCCCAGGAAGGUGCAUACAUAUUCCAACCCAGGCACAUGAAUGUGAAUUAUCCAAGCAACGCCGACGACGAGUCCAUCACGUCGACCGGGGUAGAGCAUGAGCUUCCCUUGUCCGCUCCCACGUCCAUGUCCGCCUUCAUUCAGCGAGUGAAACUGGCCGAUCUCUGCCGCGAAAUCGUCGAUACCAUGCCGUCCAUGUUCUUGGAAUCACAGGAGCCGGCGUACGGCGUUGUCCUGGCGCUGGACGACAAGUUGCAAACCUACCUGAAACAGCUUCCCGUCUUCUUCCAACUCGACCCUAUCAGUAUCCAGGAAAGCCGGAGUAUAUGUAAAGAGCGGCCACACAUCGCCUGGCAAAGACUCGGCGUUCAUGUCAGCCUCCAUGCGCGCCUGUGCCGACUCCACCGACCAUAUCAUCUCAGAGGCUCAACAGACCCCAAAUACGCCUACUCUCGUGCCACUUGCGUUCGGUCAGCUCACACGAUCCUGGAGCUGCGGCGCUCGAUGGACGACAUGGCCCCACUGGCGGGGGUCCGGCCAGCGCGCUUCUGGGUCAUCAUGCACCAUGUCUUCAUGGCGGCGCUUACUCUGGCCACGGACGUGUCGUUCAACCCAGACGCACCAGAAGCCGAGGCUCAAAAGGCCAAGGUGAUGGUCGCCUAUCAGAUGCUAGAGAGGUCCCGGGAAGAAUCAAGCGCCCUCAUGGAGGGGAUUCAGAAGAAUAUGCAGAUACUCAUCGCAACGCUCCAGAAACGGCGGACACAGAUGCCGAGUCCACAGCUUGAAGAACUUAGGGGAACAAGGAAUGGAACACAAGUGGCGCCUGAAGACAUGGUAUCGAAUUAUCAAGCCUCUCGGGAACCCGAUAGCCUGCCCUUAGUUGAGAGCGACAAAACAGGACUCAACAAUCCCAUCCCAGCCGGCGCCGGGACACAGAGAAGCAGAUAUCUGGAUGGGGCCAUAGGAGAUCAAGAAAACCUGGAUCAACUGCAGUCAGAGUUUUUAGCCGCUGCGUCAGAUUUGGAUUCCUUCCAAUGGACUUCAGUACUGGACGAUACGGACCUCAGUUUUCGAGCCAGACGUUUCCUGGUGGAAGCACAAGACUUACUCGACAAAGGCAUAGGCAGAUAA
Molecule: messenger RNA, 2184 nt
Organism: Rhinocladiella mackenziei CBS 650.93
Lineage: Eukaryota; Fungi; Ascomycota; Eurotiomycetes; Chaetothyriales; Herpotrichiellaceae
Exons: 5
Coding region: 1-2184 (727 amino acids)
Source: RefSeq, a predicted model, not a curated record